This is a messenger RNA of Drosophila kikkawai, 476 nucleotides long. The record is from RefSeq and is a predicted model, not a curated record. Lineage: Eukaryota; Metazoa; Arthropoda; Insecta; Diptera; Drosophilidae.
UUGACACUGACUGUUGGACAAAUCAUCUUAAGUCAUCGUUUUUGGCAUCACCAUGAGGCCUGCAGUUUUAAUCAUAUUUUUUUUGAGUUUAUUUGGCUUUUUCCUAGGCAGACUCGGCGAUAUGGGUUUUUGCAGUACAGACAAGGUGUAUGUGUGUAACAAAACCUCAAAAUCAUGUUACAUAGCGCGUAGAUGUUAUAUGGAUACUUAUAUAUACUUUCAUUAUCUCGACGUUUGCAAUAAACACUGCUUGAGUGGAUUGGCCUAUCUGUCGAAAUCAACAACCACUACAACAACCACUACCACAACUACAACCACUACUACUACCACAACAACUACCACUACUACGCCUCCCCCACCUGAUUUCGGUGCUUUCGGUGACUAACAGUAAAGUACAGUAAAUGUAUUUUGUUGUUGGAUUUUUGACUGUACGAAAAUGUUGUGACAGCCAAUUAUAGUAACCCAUACAUUCCAAA